Capra hircus (goat) is the source of this 1713-nucleotide messenger RNA. RefSeq names its product olfactory receptor 7A17. The transcript has 2 exons. Gene Ontology annotation, cellular component: membrane. NCBI's taxonomy places the organism in Eukaryota, Metazoa, Chordata, Mammalia, Artiodactyla, Bovidae. Gene Ontology annotation, biological process: G protein-coupled receptor signaling pathway. Gene Ontology annotation, molecular function: olfactory receptor activity; G protein-coupled receptor activity. The record is from RefSeq and is a predicted model, not a curated record. Bases 195 to 1127 code for a protein of 310 amino acids.
CCACUUUUAGCUGAACGGGGCAUGUCUUGCAUUUGGAUUCUUAAGUAUGGUUCAGAGACCCACGCUUCACUCUUUCCUUCUUUUUGUCUGGAUUCAGAGCUUCAGUCUCCACCAUCAACCCUUCAAGAGGAAUUUGGACUUCCGUACAGAGACCUUCCUCUCAAACUUCCUAUCUGGGCAGUCAUUUGCAUCACAUGGGACCUGGGAAUGAGACACCAGUUUCAGAAUUUAUUCUCCUGGGAUUAUCAAAUGAACCAGAACUGCAGCCCCUCAUAUUUGGGCUUUUCCUCUCCAUGUACCUGAUCACUGUGUUUGGAAAUCUGCUCAUCAUCCUGGCCGUCAGCUCAGACUCCCACCUCCACAACCCCAUGCACUUCUUCCUCUCCAAUCUGUCCUUUGUAGACAUCUGCUUUAUCUCCACCACUGUCCCAAAGAUGUUGAGGAACAUAAGGACACAGAACAAAGUAAUAACCUAUGAAGGCUGCAUCAUCCAGAUGCAUUUUUUCUUAUUUUUUGCAACAUUGGACGUGUUCCUCCUGACUGUGAUGGCCUAUGACCGCUUUGUGGCCAUCUGCCACCCACUCCACUACACAGUCAUCAUGAACCCCUGGCUCUGUGGACUCCUGGUUCUGCUGUCCUGGAUCAUGAGUGCUCUGAAUUCCUUGACACAAAGCAUAAUGGUGUUGUGGCUGGCCUUCUGUACAGACUUGGAAAUCCCCCACUUUUUCUGUGAAGUUAAUCAAGUGGUUCAGCUUGCUUGUUCUGACACUUUUCUUAAUGACGUGUUGAUGUAUUUUGCAGCUGGGGUGUAUGGUGGCAUUUCCCUCACUGGAAUACUUUACUCAUAUUCUAAGAUAGUUUCCUCUAUACUAGGAAUUUCAUCUGCUCAGGGGAAGUAUAAAGCAUUUUCCACCUGUGCCUCUCACCUCUCAGUUGUCUCUUUAUUCUUUUGCACAGUCCUGGGAGUGUAUCUUAGCUCUGCUGCUACUCACAGCUCACAAUCAAGUGCUGUUUCCUCGGUGAUAUACACUGUGGUCACACCCAUGCUGAACCCCUUCAUCUAUAGUCUGAGGAAUAAAGACAUAAAGAGGGCUCUGAAAAGGAUCAUUGGGAUGGCAGCUAUAUAAGGACCAGUUUUCCUGGGGCUGAAGAAAUGCCUGUGAUUUUAGGGCUCAAAACUUCAGAGCCCAAUUCUUUGAUCAGGUUGCUGAAGUAAAACUUGAUCCUUCGAUUUAUUUCCCAAAAUUUCCAUUUCUUUGAAUUCAAGGCCUCUACAUUUUAUUAUCAAAUGAAAUUAUAUACUGGGAAUUGUACCAACUUUUAUUGUUCUCCCCAUGAGUGUGUAUUGAGCUGUAAAUCUCUCUAUUAUGUUUCUAAGUGAUGCCGAUUCUGUCUUGAAUCGGUUUAUGGUUAUUUCUGUAUCUAUGCUGAUCUCCUAUUUACAGAAAAAAAAAUGAGUUUAUCACGUGAAUUACUUAUAUUUAAUUUCAGCAUUUCUAUAUCCAUAGAUGAUGUUUGACUUCCUUCCCAGUUAGAAGACAGCUCUCACCCAUGUUAAGUGAGAACCACCUGCCUAAGCCCUAGAUUCAACCCUUAGCCAUUCACCAUCAGAUUCUUUUCCAUUUAUUAAGUUAUUGGAAUAUAAUUACACAAAUAAACUGCAUAACAGUUUGAGGGGCUUCCCUGAUGGUUCAGUAAUUAAAAAUCUGCUUU